AUGGCCCGGCCUCAAGCUUCCAUCGUCAUUUCAGAUGAUGAAACGACCGAGUCUUCAGAUUCGCCACCUAAGCCACCUUUGACGGCCUCUACCAAACUAGAGACAUCAAAUAAACGCAAACAUAUCCUGGAUACUUUUGAUAGCAAGGUUGAAUGGAGUGAUGAAUCGGAUGGUCUCCAUGAAAAACCUAAAAAGCGAAAGAAGAAGAAUAGCCGGGGAGCAUCGCCAGUGAAAAAUAAGAAGAAAGCUGCAACGAGAGGUCGUCCCCGUAAAUAUAUUAGAUCAGAGAAAGUCGCUUCAUUGCAGAACGACGAUAGUGUGUCAUCUUCAGACUCAGAUGCUCCCGAGGAUUCACUACCCCAGUAUAUACGAGAUCGCCGAAAACAAUUUGAUCAGACUCGUGAAACUUUACGUGAAGGUGGACUACGAUUACCCCCAGAUUAUUCAGAUGUCUACUUUUCCGAUGAUGAAAGGUUGGCGGAUUUGGAGGAGAAACCACAAUUCGACGAGAAGAGUGGUAUCAAGCCAUGUCGUGCCUAUAAAGAUAUCGUCCUUGAACAUUCAGCGGGCAUUAUCCCAGCUUCCAUCGCACAGUAUCUUCGGGAUUAUCAAAUCGAUGGAGUCAAGUUUCUUCACUAUCUCUUCGUCUAUCAGAAAGGCGGGAUCCUUGGUGAUGAUAUGGGUUUAGGAAAAACUGUCCAAGUCGCUGCCUUUCUCACUGCCAUGUUCGGGAAGACUGGUGACCGUCGUGACGCAAAAAGGAUGAGGAAGUUCCGACGCGCAAAGGACGAUUGGUACCCCCGUGCCUUAAUAAUAUGCCCUGGAUCGCUGAUUCAGAAUUGGAAGAACGAAUUAGACAGAUGGGGAUGGUGGGAAGUUGAUUUGUAUCAUGGAGCAGGUAGGGAUGAUGUCCUCGGUGCUGCUAGGGCGGGAAGGCUAGAAAUCAUGAUCACUACCUACACUACAUACAAGAAUAGCCGUGAUGAGGUCAACAGGGUACCCUGGGAUGUUGUUGUGGCCGACGAAUGCCAUUCGAUAAAGGAUAUUGCUGCUGGAAUUACACAGGCAAUGAACCAGGUCAAUUCUCUCUGUAGGAUUGGUUUGACGGGGACGGCGAUUCAAAACAAAUACGAAGAGCUUUGGACACUUCUAAACUGGACAAACCCUGGGCAGUUUGGGACUCUAGGAGAUUGGAGGAAUACGAUCUCAAAGCCGUUGACUGUUGGUCAAUCUCACGACGCCACUCUACAUCAACUAAGCGAAGCUCGGAAGACGGCCAAGAAGCUUCGCUUCAACCUCCUUCCUCGAUUUUUCCUUCGUCGUAUGAAGAGCUUAAUCGCCCACCAACUCCCCAAAAAAAGCGACCGAGUAGUGUUCUGUCCACUUUCUAGCCUACAGCGCGAGGCCUAUGCGAGCCUACUCGAUAGCGAGAUAGUCAGCUUUGUCCGGUCUGCGUAUGAUAUCUGUCCAUGCGGCUCGGGAGACAAGCGAGGAUGGUGCUGUUUCAAAGCCACUGCUGAAGGAGAAUCGUGGAAGUCACUAAUUUUCCCCAUCAUGAUAUCGAUGCAGAAGUUAUCUAAUCAUUUCAACCUCCUCAUUCCGCAGACUUCAGAUGUUAUGGACAAACAUAGACGAGAACUCCGAUUUCUCCAAGCUGCUGUGCCUCAAACUUGGAAAGAACAUUAUGCCAGUCGAGACUCACUACUCAACUUGGCCAACCCUGAGUAUUGUGGAAAGUGGAAGGUCCUUCGGAAACUCCUAAAGCUCUGGCAUACUAGUGGCGACAAAGUGCUGGUCUUCUCACACAGUGUUCGGUUGCUAAAGAUCCUGCAGAACUUAUUCAAUAAUACGAGUUACAACCUUAGCUAUCUAGAUGGGUCAUUGAGCUACGAAGAGCGCCAGCAAGUGGUCGAUAACUUCAAUUCUGACCCCAACCAAUUUGUAUUUUUAAUUUCCACCAAAGCUGGCGGCGUUGGGCUUAAUAUCACAUCCGCUAAUAAGGUCGUCAUAAUGGAUCCACAUUGGAACCCUUCCUACGACCUCCAGGCACAAGAUAGGGCUUAUCGUAUAGGUCAAGUUCGUGAUGUUGAAGUCUACCGCCUCGUCUCUGCAGGUACCAUCGAGGAAAUCACCUACGCAAGACAGAUCUACAAGCAGCAGCAGGCUAAUAUUGGAUACAAUGCUUCCAAUGAACGCCGCUAUUUUAAAGGAGUUCAACAGGAUACGGAACGAAAGGGAGAGAUCUUUGGAAUCCGUAAUCUGUUAACAUACCAUGGUGAUCAAGUCGUUCUUCGAGAUAUUGUCAAUAAGACAAAUAUCGCCGAAGCAAAGGCGGGUGUCAAGCUGAUAGACAUCGAUAUAGAAAAGGCGGCCAGAGAUGCUGAGGAAGAUCAGUUUGUCAAGAAAGAAGAAAAUGCCGACGAUGACGAGACUGGAGGUCUCAAGCAGCUAUCUGCUCUGUUUACUAAGGAUGAUAAUAAAGAUGGCAUUUUGAAAUCAGCAGGAACGCAUAAGCCGAAGCAUUUCGAUCCUAUCCAAGCAAUACUAGCCUCCGAGGGCGUCGAAUAUACUCACGAGAACUCUGAAGUCGUCGGCUCAUCCAAAGUGGAAGACGAACUGUCCCGACAGGCAGAGCUGGCCGCAAGUCAAGACCCAGAUUGUACCCUCUUCUUUGAUAGCCAGGGGCUCUCGGCUGCUCAACAAUCGUUUGAGUAUGAAUACAACCCUCCGGUAGAAGUUAGACAGCGCCAAUUCUGUACGAUGGCGAAGACGUUUGGGUUCCCCAGUGUGACGGAAUUCGCAUUAGCAGUCGAAAGCAUGACGCAGAAGGAACGGCGGAAUUGCUUAGAACUGUUUUACAAAAGGCGCAGCGAGAAACUGAAGGAGCUGGGCGAAAUUACCGAGGAGAACGCAGAGCCGAAGGAGGAAACUGGGGUAAAACAUGAUGCCGAGAUGGCUGACGUGGAAACUGAAGAUAUUAAACCCGCCUUAGAAGAUGUUAAGGAUAAUAAAGAUAGAAAAGACGUCAAGAUUAAGGAAUUUAAACCGAGUACGCCAGCUAUAAAGCGGGAGAUAAAAGAGGCUACCCCUCUUACCGAAGAUGUAAAGAGAGUCAAGAAGGAGGACUCGCCAGCGAAGAACAAGAGAGCGUCUACGUCUAUUUGGAUCUCGGAUGAUGAUGAGACGGAUGAGCUAUGA
Daldinia childiae is the source of this 3198-nucleotide messenger RNA. Its product is annotated as DNA excision repair protein ERCC-6-like 2. The record is from RefSeq and is a predicted model, not a curated record. The transcript has a single exon. The coding region runs from base 1 to 3198 and encodes 1065 amino acids. NCBI's taxonomy places the organism in Eukaryota, Fungi, Ascomycota, Sordariomycetes, Xylariales, Hypoxylaceae. Gene Ontology annotation, molecular function: ATP binding; ATP-dependent chromatin remodeler activity.